CAGGCAUAAUCGUGCGAAUAUGGUUUUUUUUUCUUUUUUUUUUUUCUUCCCAACUCAGCUCCAUCAUUUCUCAAUCUACGGCCCUUCCAAAGAUCUAAUAUCGAACAGAAAAUGCGUAUGAGCCCUGACCUUCUCUCGGUUUCACAUGAUCAUGUGUGCUGUGGGCUUGAUGCCGUGCCAGCCUGUCUUCUGCUCAGCAGAGAAGACUAACGUUGAGAACUGCGGCCAAACACGCUCCUGUCAGAUCUGCCACCUACUAUCGGGUGCGAGACAUCUCCGCCAGCAGCAGGACUGCCCUUUCUCUUACUCAUUUCCUUGUCAUACAUACAAGACUUUGACAACACAAACAGCCUUCACAGUUCUUACAGGAACGCUUUAUGGAGGGGCAAUGCAUGAUAGACGCAAGAUUAAAGACUGUUAGACUCAGUCGCAGUUUUGUUACAAACAUGUCCCAAGCUCCGUUAACAAAGGCAUCCGUUGAUUUGUUUUGCUAACUAGGCUGAACUUUGCAUCAGCAGAAACCACCACGGACUUGAUGGGGAUGUCCGGUAUGCUCCAACCAACACGGCGUGUCAAUAUGACGAUUGACUACUGUCGUUCCUGACUGUUGUUCAUAAUGAUAUUUCGGAAGGCUCGCUCUUUCCUCUUCAGCUUCGCUUUGUCUCGCCCAGAGAGCGGGAGGUUUGAACAUUGUUAUUAUCCCGUUUGUUCUUGCCUUUUUUUUUUUUUUCUUGACACAGUCACACCUCAACUGCCAGCCAACCCA
This is a messenger RNA of Neurospora hispaniola, 766 nucleotides long. RefSeq lists its product as uncharacterized. The transcript has a single exon. The record is from RefSeq and is a predicted model, not a curated record. NCBI's taxonomy places the organism in Eukaryota, Fungi, Ascomycota, Sordariomycetes, Sordariales, Sordariaceae. The coding region runs from base 146 to 421 and encodes 91 amino acids.